Talaromyces stipitatus ATCC 10500 is the source of this 1860-nucleotide messenger RNA. Its product is annotated as glutamyl-tRNA synthetase. Gene Ontology annotation, molecular function: zinc ion binding; glutamate-tRNA ligase activity; ATP binding. Gene Ontology annotation, biological process: glutamyl-tRNA aminoacylation. The transcript is spliced from 6 exons. Lineage: Eukaryota; Fungi; Ascomycota; Eurotiomycetes; Eurotiales; Trichocomaceae. Bases 34 to 1746 code for a protein of 570 amino acids. The record is from RefSeq and is a predicted model, not a curated record.
AACAACAAUACGGAUAAAUUCGGCCUGCGUUUCAUGUGUCCUGUUUAUAGUAGGAUGAUAAAGCUGCGCCCAGGCUUGUUGACAAAGCCGUCGUCAUGGAUAUGUCUUCAAUGUAGAGCCAAUUCGUCCAUCGCAUCCCGCGCUCCAUCUCCGUCCUCUGUCCGAACGACCAACAACACAAGACUUGUCCCAGACAAACCUGCCCGAACACGAUUUGCGCCUUCCCCUACAGGAUAUUUGCAUCUUGGCUCUCUUCGAACGGCGCUAUUCAAUUACCUCCUCGCAAAACGUACCGGCGGACAAUUCCUGCUCCGUCUCGAGGAUACAGAUCAGAAGCGAACUAUACCAGGGGCGGAGGAAAGACUAUAUAGUGAUCUACAAUGGGCUGGCUUGCAAUGGGAUGAGGGACCUAUCGUUAGCGGUCCAUAUGGCCCUUAUCGUCAAUCGGAGCGAACAGCUCUCUAUAACAAACACGCAAACGAUCUCGUGCACUCCGGACAUGCUUAUCGCUGCUUCUGUAGUGCCGAACGACUAGAUACGCUCGCUAGACAACGCAACCAAGCCGGCCUUCCACUCGGCUACGAUCGCCACUGUGUCGACAUCUCUACGGAGGAAGCAGAAGAAAGGGCAGCAAACGGAGAAGCACAUGUUGUCCGGCUGAAAGCCGACGAGUACCCGAAGUUUAAGGAUUUCGUGUUUGGGACCACAGGACAGAACCAGGAUGGUCAGAAGAAAUAUCUGAAGACGAUGAAUCGUGUUUACGAUGAUCCCAUUCUCUUGAAGUCCGAUGGGAAUCCAACAUAUCAUCUGGCCAAUGUCGUGGACGACCACCACAUGAAGAUCACUCAUGUUAUCAGAGGAACGGAAUGGCUGGCAUCGACUCCCAUGCAUGUUGCACUUUACAACGCUUUCAACUGGAAGCCACCCCAAUUCGGCCAUGUUCCCCUCCUUGUUGACCAGAAUGGCCAAAAGUUGAGUAAACGCAACUCGAACAUCGACAUUUCCUUCUAUAGAGACAGUGGUAUCCUUCCUUCUACGCUUCUCAACUAUGCCGCCUUAUUAGGCUGGUCGCAUAAUCAAAAGUCGGAAGUCUUUUCCCUCAGGGAUAUGGAAGAAAUUUUCACCCUGAAAAUCACCAAGGGUAACACUAUCGUCAGCCCCGAGAAGAUGUGGUUCCUUCAAAAAGCUCACACCAAACGGUGUGUAGCCGACAAUGGACCCGAAUUCCAGAAGUUGGUAGACGAUGUCACCAAGGCAGCGAAAGAAAGAGGGAAUAUCACAGAUAACUUGUCGGUCAACGACACCGUAAAAUCUCUACUCCGAUAUGAUGGUGGCCAUUUCACAACUCCAGCUGAAUUCCUGGACCGGAACUGGUCCUUCUUUACAUCCUCAUUAAACCGAGCUCCAUACACACUGACUCAACCCGAUCUAGGGCUCGAGGACCCGGUGUCGCCCCUUGCUGCUCUACAGACAGUAGCAACAAUCCUCACACUCGUUCCCGAAAGCCAUUGGAACGUCGAAACACACCGUGCAAACCUGGACUGUAUUCCAUAUACAAGCAAAGCCUUCAAAAAAGAGCUAUAUCACUAUCUUCGCUGGGCUCUUCUCGGCGGCGCUUCUGGACCAGGAAUGCCGCAGAUAAUGGAGGUUUUGGGUAGAGACGAAACGGUACGACGGCUGACGGAAGCUACACAGCUGAAUGGAAACGAAGGUCGAAACAGAAGGGGAAGAAUAAAGCUUGAUUGAUAUGCUAUCAGCCUAGGAGUUUUCUAAGCUGCAUAGCAUGUGGUGUUUUGUAAGAUAUAUCACCCCCAUACUAUAAAGAAAUAGGUUCCAUGAAAUUUAUCUCAGUUUCUCAGA